AUGGUGCUGAAGACGGUAAUCAAGGUGCAAAUAUGCAACAAAGACAAGAAGAAGAUUUUUAAGUCGGUUUCUACACUCGAAGGUGUGAAUAAGAUCGAAAUCGAUGUGGCCAAAGGAACAUUAACGGUAAUAGGAGAUGCAGAUCCUUGUAAGAUAAUUUUAAAAGCAAGGAAGAUUGUAAAAUGUGCAGAAGUGAUGACAAUUGGACCUCCACCCCCACCUGAAAAGAAACCAGACCCACCCAAAACUAGUGUUUGUGGCUGCCCCUCUAUCAAUAUGCCACCCUACCCUUGUCAACCAUUAGCCAUGGUUCAUAUGAAUCCAUCGGAACCAUAUUGUACAACUUGUACCAUCAUGUAAGUAUGUAUUAAACUAGAUACUGAUUUUAAUGUUGUUCAUUUCAUAUUCACGUU
Molecule: messenger RNA, 413 nt
Organism: Cynara cardunculus var. scolymus (artichoke)
Lineage: Eukaryota; Viridiplantae; Streptophyta; Magnoliopsida; Asterales; Asteraceae
Product: heavy metal-associated isoprenylated plant protein 43-like
Exons: 2
Coding region: 1-360 (119 amino acids)
Molecular function (GO): metal ion binding
Source: RefSeq, a predicted model, not a curated record